CUUACAACCGGAUGCGAUUUUUAAAAUGUCAAAUUAUUUAAUGUUAUACUCUGAUGUUGUUAGGCGAUAAUGCGUGUUUACAGUUUAAAGGAGACAGUGGUGGAAUCCGUUGAUGAAGUAGUAAGAUUGGGAGUAAAGUGGGACCAAUUAGCUCAAACGUGACUGCGUUUGGAGCCACGAUACUAAGAGACAAAAGUGGGUAUGUAAAAUAAAAUGCCGCCACCCAUUUGUGGUCAAGUUUAUGUUUGUAGUUUAUUGCAAAGAGACUGGAACAGCUCUCGGAAACACAGGACGAUUUAUCGCUGAAUCAGCACAUGUUUUACACCACUAACGCAGUCCUCCCUGGGCUUCCGGUCUACUCUGCUGCUAGGCUUUCUGGGGCCAGUCUCCAGGAAUAGCUUACUUUAGGGCUUCUCAUUUUGAGAAGUAAGGAGGAGCGCCGAUUGAUUCGGUGCACAGUGCUGCUCUCAAAAUGAAGAAGAUACUGAUAAACUUUUCCAAGAAGAUGCGAACAGGCACGCCGGACAGUGGCUGUGUACUCUCUGCGGGAUACGAUGUGACUAAAGGGGAGCUGAAAAACAUCCACAAGGCAGCCUGGAAGGGCAAUUUUGCCAAGAUUGAGCGUCUGGCCAAGAGCAGUGACAUCAACAAGGUCGACCAGCAGAACAGGACGCCACUUCACCUCGCUUGUGCCAAUGGACAUGCCAGAGUGGUGAGAUUCCUUGUGGAGAAAAAAGCCAACCUCAAUUUAGGCGAUAACCACAAUAGGACCGCUCUAAUGAAGGCGGUGCAAGGCCAGCAUGAGCAAUGUGUGAACAUUCUCCUGGAAAACAAUGCAAACCCCAACCUGAUGGACAGAGAUGGCAACACAGCUUUACAUUUGGCAUCAAGCUUCUCAUCCAUCUCCACUGUUAUCUUGCUCUUGAAGAAGGGUGUUGAUAUUGAUCCUACAAAUCUGGAAGGUCUUUCACCCCUGGCAUUGGCAGUCCAAGAAGACUAUGUAAAAAUGGCAGAGUUUCUGCUGAAUAAAGGUGCUGAUGUUAAUCUUUUGGACAACCAUCAAAGGUCCCCAUUGAUGAUAGCUGCCGCCAAUGAGUGUGUCGACAUGGUGCGACUGCUCCUGCAGUUUGAUGCAGAUACCACGCUGACCGAUAACACAGGGAAAUCAGCUGAGGACUACGCUGAGACGAAUCAGCCUUGUGCCCUCCUUAUCAUCGAGCACGAUGCCCAGAGCAGCCAGGCGAACUGCUCACCUCGCCCAUGUUCAAGUAAACAGACGACACUGAAAACUGGCAUUGCUGCAGCAGAACCAUUCCUUGGCAUCCAGUUUUCUAUUCCAAAACCUACACAUGCUCAGAUCGAGAACCAAAUCCAACAAGAAGAAAACAAAUGUGAAGGAGAACACCAGAAACAAACUGACCUGAUGGAAGAGCUUGGUUUGGGAGCGUUUGAUAGUAUUCCAGAUUCAUCAGACGCUGACACAUCUAGUAAUUCCAGCAGGAGAAGUCUGCCUGUGUGCACUGAAGGUUCUCCGCCCAAAGAAGUUCAAGAGCGCUCCAGUCCCUCUGCUGAGCAGAUAGCAGCUGUGAUUCCGGAAGCAAUGGGCUCAGAUGGUGCACUACCUGCUUGCCGAGCUCCACAUCCUCAGACCUUAAUGAUGAUUAUGCAAGAGAGUGAUGAAGAAUCAAUUUGGGACCAAGACAGUUCAUCUUCAUCAUGCGGCGAGACCAACGAUGACAAUCAGCAGCCUCAGGCAACACCUGGAGCAGACUUCCCUGAACCAGCAAGAGAGGAAAAAGGUAAUUUGCAAUCUGACGAGCAGCAGGUGCACGAAGAGGAGACAAAGACCCAGGAGCUGUCCAAAAAAGUGGACAAAAGUGAAGGAAAAUCCAUCUUCAGUAAUAUUUUUGGAGCAAUAAAGGGUACUCUUGGCAAGCCGUCCAAACCAGAAACCAAUCCAGAAGAAAAGCAGGUUGGUUCAUCCUCUUCUAAAGAAGAUGCAAUUGAUAUGGAGGAAGGGCAAACCAGACAACUUUCACCUGAAGGAAAGAACAGGGUCCUCUUCGACGAACACAAACAGGGUGAUUUUGAGUGUGAAGCCUCUGUUGACAACUCCAUGAGCAAGGAGAAGAAACCGUUUGUUAGUCUGUCCCCUGUCCCCCAAUUUCAACAACCCCAAGAACCCCUCCCAAGUGAGGAGAAACCAUCUUUUAGUCUGUCCUCUCUCCUCCUGUUUAAAAAACCUCAAGAACCCCUCCCAAGUGAGGAGAAACCGUCUGUUUGUCUGUCUCCUGUGCCCCUGUUUCAACAACCCCGUGAACCCCUCCCAAGUGAGUCGCCACAACCCCGCUCAGCGAAGAAGGAGAAUAUUGCUGAAUGUGUCACACCUGUGCCUUGCCACAACCAACAGAUGAGCAUUAAUCAAAAAGAACUUGAGGCUGCCCAAAGGACUACUAAGAUUGUUUCAAUGACAAGUCCCAAUGUUUCCUCUGACACGAGCGGAAGUUCAGAGGAAGCAGCCGAAGCAGAUGAGGAACCUGUAAGGUUGAGUCAAACAGAAGCCUCUCGUCAAGUAGAGAAACCAGUAACCUCUGAGAGGGGGUUGGUGCAAUCGUCACUCGCAGGUCAGCUCAUCUUUGAUCUCAUCAGACCUGGGGGACAGUCUUUAGAGGAGUGCUCACAGCUGACAAUGGUUAGCGAAGCAUGUUGCAUUCCCAAGAGCAGUUAUGGAAUCAACAAAGAUCUUGAGUUUGACAACACUCUGAAUGAUCUGUCGGAAGAUGACACAAGCAGGUGGCAGAUAAAAAGACAGAACACUACCUUAAACACUGAAGAGUUUUUUGAAGAUACAGAUGAGUUAAUUUCGUCAUCAGAGGAGACUCUUGCCAUCGUGCAGAAGCUGGAGGAAGCCACUGCAGACUCCAUAAGUAAGAAGAAGGUGCAGGACAUGUUCCAUGAGCGCUCUGUUCGAAAAGAAAAAGGCCAUCAGGUCUUAGUUACAGAAAAGCUGCAACAACAACAUAUUUGUGCUCUGGAGGAAAAGAAUUUGCAGUUGGAAAGCGAAGUUGCACACUUGUCACUUCAGCUGAAACGGAAUCAAGAAACUGUCAUGCUGUACAGAAGCGCCAAAGAGAAGCUCGAAGAGGACCACAAACCCAGCCAAAUGCAAUGGCCUCUAGAUCGCAACAGGCUGAACACGAUGCUGCACCAGUCAAACUGUGAGAAGAUCAAAUUUCAAGAAAUACAGGAGGAGUACAAAAAAAGCAAAGAUAAUGAGGAGCAUCUCAGGACAGAACUUGAGCACUUACAGGCGAACAGCAACAGCAGACAGACAGACCUGGUUAAGGAGAACGAGUCCCUCAAGGAACAGCUGGAAGACGUUCUGCAAGAUCUCAAACUUGCCAAUGACAACCAGAACCAUAGUGAAUUGGAUUGGAACGCUAAAAUUCAGGAGUUAAUGUGUGCAGAGGCACUAGCAAAAAACCUCCUAGAGAAAGAGCAGAAGGCUUGUGAAGUCUUGUUGGCAGAGACCCAAGCUAUCCGCUCCAGCCUGGCUGAGGUGGAGCAAGCUCGGUCAGACUUGGAGAAAGCUCUGCACCUGGAAAAGGAGGAACGCCAUCGGCUUGAAAGUGAAGCCCACAGUCAUCGUGAAGUAGUCACCAAGCUGUACCAGAAGUUGACCAAGGUGAAAGCAAAUGCAGGCAACCAGGAGAGCGAAGUACGUAAAUUAGAGGUCCAAAUAGCAGAGAAGACCCUCCAUCUGAACGCGGUGCAGCAUGAAAACGACCAGAUAGGUGCACGCGUUAAAGAGCUGGAAGCAGCUCUGCAGGCUGAGAAGGAGGUGGCCACUCGAACUGUUGCUCGGCAGGGGUCCACUCAGGAGCUCCUAAACCAAGCCCAGAAUGAUAGCAAGUUGUUCCAGCAACGGCUAGAGGAGGCCCAAAACAAAGCCAUUGCGAACGAGAAGGCUUUAACAGAUGCCCAGAAGUCUUUCAACGACAGUUUUUCCAAGCUUCAAGCCGACCGUGAUGACAGAUUACAACAAAUGCAGGAAAAAAAUAAGGAGCUUGCCAGUAAGGCAGCUGAAAAUGAAAAUCAUAUUCGCAAAUUAGAGCAGGAGAAAAACGAAAAGCAGACUUAUCAAAGGCAAAUGCAGCAGGAUAUGGCUGAAAUGUCAAAGAACCUGUCAAAGUGUGAAGCUUCUCUGGAGAUUGCGACAACAUAUCGUAGGGAUUUGGAGGAGGAGAAGGCUCGGCUAAUCAAAGAGAUCGACAAACUUAAAGGAAAGCUGGAGGAAAGAGAAGCUCAAUGCUUUCAAGCUGAGAGGAACAAAAAUGAUCGAAUGAUCCAAAUGGAUGAAAGAGAGAAAGAAAUCAGCGUUGCCGCUCGGAAACAGAAAGAAGCGCAGGCUGCCGCGGACGCCUCCAAUGACAUUGUCCAACAGUUAGAAGAGACGACGCAUAGGCUGGAGAUCGAAAACAUCAGGCUCAAGGCUUCUGCAAAUCAACACUGCCACAAAUUUGAAGCACUUCAAAAAGUCGCUCAGGAGGACGCAAGGAUCAGAGUUCAGUUGGAGGAGUUGGUGACAAAUCUUCAAAGCAGUAAAAUUACUUUGGAAGACCAACUUAACAAAGAGGUACAGAGGCAAAGCCUGCUGACUAGUAACGCCCAAGACAGUCAUGCCAUGUGGAAGGAGGAGAUGAAGAGCCGUUCCAAGUUAGGGCUGCGUUUUGCAGAGCUUGAAAAGGAACAGAAGGAGCUGAACAACCAGGUGGAAUUGGAGAUGAAGAAAACAGAGAACAUACAAGAGCAGAAGAGGGCGGUUGACUUGCGGCUGGAACAAGAGAUGAAAAGAAACUCAGAUCUUCAAAAAGAAAUGUACAGGUUACAAUCGCUACUUAAAACAGCCAAGAGGAAACUGCAAGAUCACCAAACAAGUGGUGUGGAAAAAGAAAAGAUAUACCACCAGCUCAACGAGCUUCAGGCAGAGUUGGAGAGAGAGAUGUCAUCUCGCGGUCAGUUAGAGAAGAUUAAGAGGCAGCUGGAGGAAGAGGUGAUCAGUCUGAAACGCAGCCAAGAACCCCCUGGGGACGUGGGUGCCCAGGCUCCAACAGGCAAUGCGUUGAAUACACAGGGCGCCCAAAACUGCCAAUGCUCAAAAAAACUCAGCCCUGUUACCUGCACUGUGGAGGACUACCUGAACAAGAUGCGUCAAGACUUGGAAAUUGCCAUGUCAAGAGAGUUAGGCAUGCGUGAGUACUCGAAUGAAGCAAAACACUGGGUGUAUCCGAAGUCUGGCCCGAGGGCCAAUUCCUUGGUGAGACUGGACAAAUCUUCGGGACGCAUGUCGCCUGUCAGCAGGGCAAGGCAGGAGUAUGCUAAUAUACUCAAAAGGAACCAUGAGGUGUAAACCCUUGGGAAGCUAAUACCUCGCCGGAGGGUUACAACCAAAUUCUACUGUUUCAUGAUAUAAUGUCGUCCAUUUUGUAAGUACUUUCUGCUUUUGUAUUUGUAAUGAAAUAUAUGUCAUCAUAUUGCAAAACCUGUCUAGGUUUUAAAGAUGACCCAAAUAACAAUGUCUCAACAACCAACCAACUUGACAAACGUGUCCUUCCUGAGAACCACAAUAAGACAAACCUCGAAAGCACUUUGGCGUCAUAAAAUAUUGUUUUGUGGAAAAUUCAUGGUACUUGGACUACACAAGAUAAAAACUGCUGUGAAAACAUUAGUGAGCUGUUUCUAAGACGCCAUGAUGAAGAACACUGCGAUAACCCAUACCUUUUAUACUUGUUUUUGGUAACACUUUAGUAUGGGGAACAUAUUGUAAGUAACAGAGACUUAAUUUAGAGUUUUUCGGACACUAGGGGAACAUAUUCUAAGUAACAAAGACUUAAUUUAGAGUUAUUUGGUUAGGGUUAGGGUCAGGGUUAGAGGGUUAGGGUUAUAAUAAGGCCGUGCCGAAUAAGGCAUUAAUAAGUACUUAAUAAUGACUAGUUAAGAGCCAGUAUGUUACUAAUUUGCAUGUUAAUAAGCAACUAAUUAAUGGUGAAUAUGUUCCCCAUACUAAAGUGGUACCAUAUUUUAUUACUGGUGUACAAAAUGAACUGUGCAUGAACAUCACCUUGUUCAAAGAACAAAACCAACACAGUGCAUAAACUCACAACAAAUUACACACCUGCAAAUCAGUGUGACUUCUGCUGUUGCCGUAUCCGUAAUACGCCGAUAGGGAGAGGUUUUUAUUUACACAAUGAGUUGGGUGUGUCUUGACCUCCGCCGAACCCCUGAGCCCGACUCACCGAACCACUAGGGUUCGAUCGAACCCAGGUUAAGAACCACUGAUAUAGACCCAUUUAGAUGAAGAAUGUCUCAUAAUCUUCACGAAGAAACCGGGUGGCGGUGCGGAGGGGAACACGCGUAUUUUCAUGUCGUCCUCUAAAGUUUUGGGUCCUAAAUGGCUGUCAAAGUGUCCCAACUUGUCGGAAUACCUACUCAGAUGUCUCAUGUCCAAGUGAGAUGCAUGAUUAAUGAUCUAUAAUAAACUUACAGGGAGCGAGGAAGCAGCAGACCACUCGAUGAUGUAAACACAGUGAUCACAGCGCCACUAUAAAUAGUCUGUGUUAGCACUUAUAAUAAUAUCACUAAUACUUGGUUAAUAUUUAAGUCACAAAAUUUAUGGCGGUAUUUGAAUGGUUAUUUAUUGGAUUUUAUGGGCAAAAUAGAGGAGCUCCAAUUGACUCCGCUAUAAGCAGACUUUUAUUUUAAUUUACAAGUUAGAAUGCAUAAAAAAAAAAAUCCAUCCGUCAUGUCUUUAAUAAUGAUUGUGAACAAUUGGCAAAAUUCCAAAAAAUAGUGCAGUUUCCCCUUUAAAGGAUAUUUCUCCUCUUAUCCGGGCAGACUUCAUCAGUUCAUGCUCACAGACUUAGGUCAUACACUCUUAGAAAUAAGGGUUCCAAAAGGGUUCUUUUACAAGGGCUGAGGUUCUAACUGGAACCAUUUGCUUCUGAAAAACCCUUUCCCGAAGAAAGGGUUUUUGAAGGGUUCUUGGUAAUGCUAAUGGUUCCAGUAAGAACCAUUUUGAUCCAGAGAACCCUGUAAAACCCCUUUUCUGAAUAAUUGGUUUUAAAAGGGUUCUCACUAACACUAAGGGUUCCAGUAAGAACUAUUUUGAUCCAGAGAACCGUUUUUGGAAGAAAGAGUUCUUCAGGGAUUGUUGAAAGCAUGGGUAAGAUCCUGUGUCACCAGGGACAUACUUCCUGAUAACAUUUGCCAAUAAUGGUGCAAAAUACAUUUCCUUGUGACUACUGAUACAAAUACUUUUCAUAUACAAUUUUUUUGUUUAUUUUAAAGCAAACUCUUCUUCCCCAGAUCCUGUUGAUCAAACUGUAACAUAAUUGCCCAUCUUGGGAUUUGAACACCUGCCACCCAGUCUAAAGUCACUGGCAAUAGUGACUGAGCUAACAAGCUGGCUGCAUUUAGUCAUCAGGUCCACCAUACUAGUCUAUUACCUUACACCUUAUGAUCAGACAUACAAAUAAUGGCAGUCCUAUAACUGAAAUGUUCUGUUACCAAUUUAUUUCCACAACCAUUAAUUAUAAGAAAGCAAGAUCUUCAUCAGCAAAUCUUGUUGACUCAGGCAAAGAUUAGCUGUGACUGGGAGGACCAUUUUUGAAAUCUGCCUUGACAACUGCUGUCUGGCUAGUGAUUCCGUUUGAGAAUCAGCUCAGUGAUUUAGGAGCUGGUUCUUGGUGCCAAAGAACCUGGGUUCAAGCCCUGACAAAGGUGGUGAUGACAGCUCAUGAAAAUGCCAGGUGGUCUUUGUGAAGCAAACAUAUACAUUUUAGAGUCAUGAUAGAUUAAACAUCAGUUAUUAACUUAUGGAGCAAAUCGAAUCAAUUAAAAAAUCUAAUUACCAAUAUCUCCAUUCUGUCUAGAUGCAAUAUGUGUAUUUUCAGACUUUUGUCUUGAUAACUGUUAUAUUUACAGUGGUUUCAAAUCUGCAUGCACAACAGUGAAUGGCUUAAUCAAUUUGUGAAGCCACUGUUGAAUUGUCACUUGCCAAUUAGCUCAGCAUGAUAGACCACAGUCUUUGGUUCUAUUGUUGUGGAUUUUAGCCUCAACUGGUGCAAAAGGAACAUUAUAAUGUCAACUGUCUUGCCUUCCUGUUCUCCUGUUUGUUAUUGCCUUAAUUUGCCAAAAAUCGCCCGGACCCGACCCAUCGCUGCGUAGCAGUUAUAAUUGUGUUUAUUUAGUUUAGUUACACUACUCCCUUCUUCAGGAGGAAAUGACACACAGCAAAGAACUAGCAAGGUGGUCCCUGCAGCAAGGAUAUAACCCCUCUUUCUGGGGCAUCUAAGUGAGCUAUACGACUCACUGGACAAAGGCUUUUGAAAGUUUGUUACAAGUCAGGUGAUCUAGGGAUACAGUUUGAAGUUGUGAGUUCAAGGCCUGGUUGAUGCAGAGUGACCAUGUUAAUGCAUACUGAGGUGAUGUGUGGAUUAGUGACAGACAAUUUAAAAAAUAUGAAACACUUAUUUUACAGACAAUUUUACUCAUGUAUUUGUCUCCUCAUACUUUUCCAUGAUCGGCCUCAUCCCAUGGCUGCUGUACCCUGCUGACUGGCUUAGUCGAGUUGUGAAGCUGCAUAUAAGUUCAUUGAUAGACAACGGUCUUUGAUGUCAGAGGCCAAGCCUUAACUGAUGCAAAAAUCACACUGUAAUGCUGACUUUUAGGCUACUACAUCAGGGUUUGUUGAUGCUGGGAAUCGAACCCUGAUCUCCCAGGGGAAAGGGCAAGGUUUGGUGUGUUAGGCCAGGGAGCUGGCAUGAUGGUGGCUGUCAUGUGUGAGUUAAGAGCUGGUUGCCCCAUGGAUUGCACCACAUGGUCUGGUCUUCCCUGCCUACAAACCAGGUGUGACAUACCAAUAGUGAUUACUGUGAACAGAACAGAACAAAGAAGAACAGGAGAGAGAACAGAAGAAACUUCUGAGAAUCAAGGUGAGCUAAAUAUAAUAUCUUAUUUCAGCAUGCUUGACCCUAGCUGAGGACUUUUAUGGUAAAAGGUGGACUAAGCAUUUGUUUCUUGUUAUGUUUUGUUCGUUUGCUUAUUUGUUUGUUUUCUUGUAGAAAACAAACAAACAAAUUGUAUUGUGGUCAAACAAUACAAUACCUGACAAAGCUCUGCUGAGAGCUGCCAUAACAAAAUAGGUUACAAUAUAUCUGUACAAUUAAUCUUAAAUCAUUCUAAAAAAGUUAUCGUAGUUGUUAUUUUAAUGAAAUAUUAUAGUAUAAAUUGUCAAUGUUAGAAGGAGCUUUAACGUUGUCGGUAGCGGCGUUGCGGUCGCCAUCUAGCUCGUCUUUGGAGGGAUAGGUGGGCUGGUGAGCACCAUGGAUCUAAUACAUCCAUGUUGAGCACACACUAAUGUGCGGGUAGGAGGAGCAGGGAGACUGGGCUUGAGCUUGGUCUCCAACAUAGUGGUAGCAGAAAGAUAACACAAGACGAAGGUUACAGAGAGGAUGAUUCUUCCGUAUUAUAUAACUUUCUAAAAAACAUGUACACCUCAUCUUAAUGGUUACCUCUUACUAUAUUGCUUGUCAUUUUUCUUGAAUGCAUAUAGGCUCAGGAGAGUGAAGAAUGUAGAGAGGAUGAAAGGAGCAUUGAAGCUCAUAUCAAUGAAAUGUCUACAGAGAUGCUUAAGGUACACCCAGAUCUGAACUCUUUAAAGGAGAGAAUGAGACGAACCUAUGCAUACCGAAAGACCUUCAUGGCAACUGCCAAGGCAGAGGAAAUCAUCGAAAAGUUUCCCGCACUGAAGCUUCCUAAAAUACUUCUGUGGGAGAUGAAGGAGCAAUUCCUUGUAGAAGCUGAUCGCAGAAUGGUCACAGAGCUGGUUCGAAUGGCAACGAAGAUGGUUCAAAGAGCAUCUAUGUGUGACUUAAAGGACUGCAGCCAGAGGGCAAUCAAUGCCUGCCUGGAUGAUUCAGUAAGACGAGGACUCAUUAGGGAUGCAGCAAUUCUACUGCUGUCUUCCAUUUUCAGAGAGGACUCAUCCUUUCUAUACACUCUACUGGAGGAGCCAAGCGUGCCUGCUCCAGCAAUCAUGCUCCAUAACACACACGAGGGGAACCCUUUGCAGGCACAAAGGAUAACCCUAUACCUGGAUGGUAUACAGGUUUUGACUGAGGACAGCAGCAUGGACAAAUCAUAUACUAUGAGUGCAUUAAUGUCACUCUAUUUUGUUUUUGCUGUCCAGUACCCAAAGGAACUGAGAAAAACUCAUUUUCAUUGAAAGAUUUGUGUUGGGGAUCAAGGACCACAGUGUUGUACCCAUUUCAGUGAAGAGACUAUACAACUGUGUCGGAAGUGGGGAGUAGUGAAUAGAUGUGUUGCAGCAUGGGAUUUCAUGCUUUAUGUUCUUGUUAAUGGUCAAAUUCCUGCUGCUGCUCUUUGUUUGUACAUAUUGAUGAAAAAAAUAUCCCUUAUUUAAUACAUAUUUUGGACCAAUACAUUUUGUUUGAUUUUGGCAUAGUGACGUCUCUAGAUUUCCAUUAUUGUUACAAUACAUAACAUUUUGAGUACUUAUUCCAUAACACUGAAAAGUAUUUCAACAUUAUUUAAAUCAAUGUGAAAACUUUGUGGGAUUCCCUCACUUUCUCAUGAUUCUGUUCCACCGUCACAAUUAGUAUGUACAGUAUGUACACUGAUUCUUUUCAUUGGACCAUGCAUUAUUUUAUUGUUGGUAGAUGGCUUACAAUAAGGCGCAGUAAAUGCAGUAAGUGCACCUUGGAUUGAUUGAACUAAAACUAUUUUGUGUCUCUUUCUGCCAUGUCACCAUUGCUGGAGAUUUAUUUACACAAAUUCACCUACUGAGGACAGCAUGAUGUGUCUGGCCUGUCAUGUUGCUGAUUCCACUGGACCUAUGCUGACUUUUGACCUGUUCUCCCCUGGGACCUACACAGCCUCUCCUGUUUUGUUGGACUAUCUUUAAAUAAAUGUUUUUCUCA
Nerophis lumbriciformis (worm pipefish) is the source of this 11000-nucleotide messenger RNA. RefSeq lists its product as uncharacterized. The record is from RefSeq and is a predicted model, not a curated record. Lineage: Eukaryota; Metazoa; Chordata; Actinopteri; Syngnathiformes; Syngnathidae. Gene Ontology annotation, molecular function: protein binding.